UUUGGUAGAGACGGGGUUUCACUAUGUUGGCCAGGCUGGUCUUGAAUUCCUGACCUCAGGUGAUCCACCCGCCUCGGCCUCCCAAAGUGCUGGGAUUACAGGCGUGAGCCACUGCACCAGGCCCGAGAAAUGCUUUUUUAAAAAACACAUAUCUUAUGGCAUUCACCUUCUUGGAGCUCUAGGACAGUGGUUCUCAAAAUUUUUUCUCUCAGGACCUCUUAAAAAUCAUCAAGGACUCCAAAAAGCUUUUGCGUAUGUGGGUUAUAGCUAUCAAUAUUUAUGGUACUAGAACUUAAAACUGAGAAAAAUUAAAAACACGAGAAUACAUAGGCACACAUUCCAUUCAUUGUGGGAACCAUGGUGUCAAUACAUAUCAUGUAGCUUCUGAAAAACUCCACUGUACACUCUUAUAGAAUGAAGAAGGCAAAAAAAUUUUUUUUUUUUUUGAGACAGAGUAUCGCUCUGUCUCCCAGGCUGGAGUGCAGUGGCACGAUCUCGGCUCACUGCAAGCUCCGCCUCCCGAGUUCACGCCAUUCUCCUGCCUCAGCCUCCCAAGUAGUUGGGACUACAGGCGCCCUCCACCAUGCCUGGCUAAUAUUUUGUAUUUUUUAGUAGAGACGGGGUUUCACCGUGUUGGCCAGGAUGGUCUCGAUCUCCUAACCUCGUGAUCCGCCCACCUCGGCCUCCCAAAGUGUUGGGAUUACCGGCGUGAGCCACCGCGCCCGGCCGCAAAUAACAUCUUAAUUUUGCUAUAAAAUCUCACAUACCCCCUGACAUAGUCUCAACGACCUGUAGGGCCGAGGCUACACUUGGAGAACCCAUGCUCUAGGGCCAAAUCCAUUCUUGCCCUGGCUUACGUGUCUCCCCCACCGCCCCGCGCUGGAGCCACUGCCUAAUUCUCCAGCCCUAGAUGGUGCUCGCCAGCCCUCCUCUCAAUACUCAUCACACACAGGGCUAUUCCUUUCCUCCAAUGAACCAAACGCCUCCCGCCCACCUCCAGGUCCCAGUCCUCUGUUCCCUUUGCCUGGUCCACCCUUGCCCUCCCUGGGUCGCAAACGAGGUCGGCCUCGUCAUUCCCUGCAGACCGCUGCGCGUCCCUCUUGUGCGGUUCACCACAGUUGUAUUUAAGUGAUCGUGUGAGUCGUCGUUAAAUGCCUGUCUCCCAGCGGAUCAUGGGCUCCUCGAGGACAGGGACCGGCCUGUCUGUCCACUGCUGUAACCCCGCGCCGGCAUAGGGACCUAAGGCCCACUGGAGGGCGCUCAUCAAAUAGCUGCUGGAUGUUGACGAAGGAAGCGGCAGCGCAGCUCAGGGAUCUCCGAGUCAGGACGGUCGGCCAGACCGAUGGGGUAACGGGUCUAAUCGUGUGGGAAUAAAGCUGUAUUCCAGUGCUUCCAAACGGGUCUCUCAUUCCAACCCCUUUCCAAGCUCAAUGAAUGUUCCAGUCACCUCUGGUCCCUUCCAGUGACCCUGAACCCCUCAGAGAACGCCCCGUCGACACCGUUCGGGGUCGGGUGCCACUAUUGGCGCAUGAGAUGCGCUCAAGCGGAGGGGACUCCACUGGCGAGGCGACGCCAAGCCGACGGAGAUCUCGGUCUUGGCGCCGGAAGCCCCAGAGAGCCGAAUCUGGAACCGGAUGUGGCUGCUUCCUGCCCCGCCCCCUGUCGAGGGGGCGGGAACCGAGGGUCCUUCGGAAAACCCGGCCGGGAUUUCGGCCCCUGUGUCUGUCUGGGAUGAGGAGGAGGAUGGUGCCCUGUUUACUGUCACAAGCCGCCAAUAUCGACCUCUUGAUCCCUUGGUCCCUAUGCCUCCCCCACGUUCCUCCCGACGGCUCCGAGCUGGCACUCUGGAGGCCCUGGUCAGACACCUACUGGAUACCCGGACAUCAGGGACUGAUGUGACCUUCAUGUCAGCCUUCCUGGCCACCCACAGGGCCUUCACCUCCACGCCUGCCUUGCUAGGGCUUAUGGCUGACAGGCUGGAAGCCCUUGAAUCUCAUCCUCGCGAUGAACUAGAGAGGACAACAGAGGUAGCCAUCUCUGUACUGUCAACCUGGCUGGCCUCUCAUCCUGAGGAUUUUGGCUCUGAGGCCAAGGGUCAGCUUGACCGGCUUGAGAGCUUCUUACUUCAGACAGGGUAUGCAGCAGGGAAGGGUGUUGGGGGGGGCAGCGCUGACCUCAUCCGCAACCUCCGGUCCCGGGUGGACCCCCAGGCCCCCGACCUUCCUAAGCCCCUGGCCCUCCCCGGCGAUCCCCCUGCUGACCCCACGGAUGUCCUGGUGUUCCUCGCUGACCACUUGGCCGAACAGCUGACCCUGCUAGAUGCGGAGCUGUUUCUCAAUUUGAUCCCCUCUCAGUGCCUGGGAGGCCUGUGGGGUCACAGAGACCGGCCAGGACAUUCUCACCUCUGCCCAUCUGUCCGAGCUACUGUCACACAGUUCAAUAAGGUGGCAGGGGCAGUGGUUAGUUCUGUCCUGGGGGCUACUUCCACUGGAGAGGGACCUGGGGAGGUGACCAUACGGCCACUCCGUCCCCCCCAGAGGGCCCGGCUCCUGGAGAAGUGGAUCCGCGUGGCAGAGGAGUGCCGGCUGCUCCGAAACUUCUCUUCAGUUUAUGCCGUGGUGUCAGCCCUGCAGUCCAGCCCCAUCCACAGGCUUCGGGCAGCCUGGGGGGAAGCAACCAGGGACAGCCUCAGAGUCUUUUCCAGCCUCUGCCAGAUUUUCUCUGAGGAGGAUAAUUAUUCCCAGAGUCGGGAGCUGCUCGUGCAGGAGGUGAAGCUGCAGUCUCCUCUGGAGCCACACUCCAAGAAGGCCCCGAGGUCUGGCUCCCGGGGUGGGGGUGUGGUCCCAUACCUUGGCACCUUCCUGAAGGACCUUGUGAUGCUGGAUGCAGCCUCCAAGGAUGAGUUGGAGAAUGGAUAUAUCAAUUUUGACAAGCGGAGGAAGGUGAGCGGAGUGCCUGGGCUGGAUGCUGGACUUUCCUAUCCAUGUUCCAGGAAGGGGAGGGGGGAAAGUCAGGGGUCCCUGAGUUUUGGCUCCUGCAGUUUGAGGGCUCCUUCCCAGGAGUUUGCAGUCCUUUCUGAGUUGCGACGGCUCCAGAAUGAAUGUCGUGGCUAUAACCUCCAACCUGACCAUGAUAUCCAGAGGUGGCUACAGGGGCUCCGGCCACUGACAGAGGCUCAGAGCCAUCGUGUAUCCUGUGAGGUGGAGCCACCUGGUUCCAGUGACCCUCCUGCCCCACGGGUGCUUCGGCCAACAUUGGUCAUCUCGCAGUGGACAGAGGUUCUGGGCUCUGUUGGGGUCCCUACCCCGCUUGUGUCCUGUGACCGGCCCAGUAUGGGGGGAGAUGAGGCGCCUACAACUCCUGCCCCUCUGCUGACUCGGCUGGCCCAGCACAUGAAGUGGCCAUCUGUCUCGUCACUAGACUCUGCCCUGGAAAGCAGUCCAUCCCUGCACAGUCCAGCUGACCCCAGCCACCUCUCCCCACCAGCCUCCUCCCCUAGGCCUUCUCGGGGUCACCGCCGCUCAGCCUCCUGUGGCUCCCCACUGAGUGGGGGUGCAGAAGAGGCCUCUGGGGGAACUGGAUAUGGGGGAGGGGGAUCUGGGCCAGGGGCCUCUGAUUGCCGAAUCAUCCGAGUCCAGAUGGAGCUGGGGGAAGAUGGCAGUGUGUAUAAGAGUAUUUUGGUGACAAGCCAGGACAAGGCUCCAAGUGUCAUCAGUCGUGUCCUUAAGAAAAACAAUCGUGACUCUGCAGUGGCUUCAGAGUAUGAGCUGGUACAGCUGCUACCAGGGGAGCGAGACCUGACUAUCCCAGCUUCGGCUAACGUAUUCUACGCCAUGCGUGGAGCUUCACACGAUUUCCUCCUGCGGCAGCGGCGAAGGUCCUCUACUGCUACACCUGGCGUCACCAGUGGCCCAUCUGCCUCAGGAACUCUUCCGAGUGAGGGAGGAGGGGGCUCCUUUCCCAGGAUCAAGGCCACAGGGAGGAAGAUUGCACGGGCACUGUUCUGAGGAGGAAGCCCCGUUGGCUUACAGAAGUCAUGGUGUUCAUACCAGAUGUGGAUAGCCAUCCUGAAUGGUGGCAGUUAUAUCACAUUAAGACAGAAAUUCAGAAAGGUAGCCAGCCACCCUGGGGAAGUGAAGUGCCCCUGGUUUACCAGACAGCUGAGAAAUCCAGCCCUGUGGGAACUGGUGUCUUGUAACCAAGUUGGAUACCUGUGUGUAGCUUCCCACCUUCCAUGAGUGCAGCACACAGGUAGUGCUGGAAAAACGCAUCAGUUUCUGAUUCUCGGCCAUAUCCUAACAUGCAAGGGCCAAGCAAAGGCCUCAAGGUUCUGAGCCCCAGGGCAGAGGAGAAUGGCAAAAAGUAGGUCCUCGCAGCUCUUCUUCCCACUCUGGGGGUUUCUAUCACUGUGACAACACUAAGAUAAUAAACCAAAACACUAUCUGAAUUCUA
Nomascus leucogenys (northern white-cheeked gibbon) is the source of this 4452-nucleotide messenger RNA. It is a transcript of the gene RGL2, whose product is annotated as ral guanine nucleotide dissociation stimulator like 2. The record is from RefSeq and is a predicted model, not a curated record. The coding region runs from base 1635 to 4007 and encodes 790 amino acids. Lineage: Eukaryota; Metazoa; Chordata; Mammalia; Primates; Hylobatidae. Gene Ontology annotation, molecular function: guanyl-nucleotide exchange factor activity. Gene Ontology annotation, biological process: positive regulation of GTPase activity; Ras protein signal transduction. The transcript is spliced from 16 exons. Gene Ontology annotation, cellular component: plasma membrane.